AUGAAGGUGGAAGAUGUACAACAUGCCCUUCGAGAGAUGAACAUUCCGAUGCCCAUAGGCGCUUUAACGCGGCCGCAGCCUUCCAUGAGACAGCUUCGUAUGCCUGGUGGGGAACAGCUAUACGUGCGCGAGGAUAUGGACGUUGAUGUGCAAUCCAUUUCGCAACCUGCUCAAACAAAAAUUCCAGUGAAGAGACACAUUCGAGUUCAUUGGAUACGGGUCGAUAACGAGGAAGAACCACCCCAAGAGAAAAAGGCAAAGAAGACGAGUCAAGGAAGUGGAAUGUCUUCUACGGAUCUUCCAGCUGCUUUGAGGAAAAGAGUCACUCUCCCAGCUGAACUCGCCGCGCCAUCAGUUUCGUUCCGCAUGGCUGCUCAAGGAAUACCCAAAAAGGAACAAAUACUGGUGAAACCAUCAUUUCUGGAACCGUUGUCGGUGGAGCAGCAAAUUUAUUUGAAAGAGAUCGUUGAAGCUUGUGUCGGCCAAGAUGAUCGGAAACGACAGCAAGCCCUGCAAUCGUUAGAACGGGACACUGGCAUCCAAGAGCUUCUACCACGCUUAUCGCGCUUGAUACAUACCUCCCUUCAUGAAUUUUUACCGUCUCUGAUGAGCUGCAUGUUGGGCAGAAUCUUGUGCACACGGCCUGAUUCUGACAAUCACUGGGCAUUAAGGGAUUUUGCCGGCAAGACUCUGAUCACCAUAAUAAAAGAUCAUGGGACCAAAGAGACUAGACGACGAUCGUUUCGUGCUGUGAAACGAAUAUUUGACGACCCGUCGUCGAGUUAUUCGAUGAUCUAUGGAACUAUCACAACUCUCCUCGAGUUUGCGUCACCGGUGGAGCUGAUCCGGUUACAUCCUCGAAUUAUGGCGUUGCUUGAGCGAACUCGCACUGCUGCGGCUACAAGUGCUGACCAGCAAGAGCGUAUUGAAGCCCAUAAAUUGCACGCUGCUCUCACGAAACAUGAGCCGGCCUUGCGUCGACUUAUCAAGCAGGCGGCACAGGCGUCGAAAAAGGACCACCCAAAAGGAUAUGUUUGA
Molecule: messenger RNA, 1038 nt
Organism: Ostertagia ostertagi
Lineage: Eukaryota; Metazoa; Nematoda; Chromadorea; Rhabditida; Trichostrongylidae
Source: the annotation of a GenBank genome assembly